UCAAAGGCUCCGCUGCCCUACCAGUUCGCAGGCGCUUCCCAUCUCCGAGCCGUCGAGGUUGCUUGGGACGGCGAAGGAAAUCACUCGCUGCUCAUGAGACGAUUUCCUCCUCCGAAUCUCCGCAGCUCUCUCUCCAACAAGUUUUUGUCCCCUGCGCAGACUCUUCUCAAGGCGAGGAACCCCACCGGGUCCACUCCCAGCAACGACGGCUGCCAAUCUCAGCGCAACGCUCCCCGCUACCGCCUCUCAGGCCAGUCUCAGAUCGCUCCUUCGAAAUCCGGAUCCUUUCAUGGCGUCAUUCAGUCCCCAACGAACUCGCUCCUUUCCACCUCGGUCAGGCAGACGGCCGAGAGAACCCUCGACCCAGCUCGCGUCUCGGCGAUUCUAUGCCAGAAAGAUUGGUUCUUGUUGCUCAACUCUGAGUUCCAACGCUAUGCGCCAUGUGCAAGCUCCCGAGUUGUCGUCAGCCUUCUCCAAAAUCUGGAAGAACCGUUGUCCUCGUUUAAGUUCUACGUCUGGGUUUCUAAUUUCGAUGAGAAGUUGGCGCGCGAUCGGUCGGUGCGGAUGGUGUUGAUCGAUGCGCUCUGGAGGAAAGGUCCGGUAGUGUUGUCGGUAGACCUACUGAAUGAGAUCAGAAAGUGUGGAUGUCGAAUCACAGAGGACAUCUUGUGCAUCCUUAUCUCCAGCUGGGGACGAUUAGGGCUCGCAAAGUAUGUGAAUGAGGUCUUCGGCCAGUUGCCGAUAUUGGGUUUUAGGCCGACGACGAGAGUCUACAACUCGGUCAUCGAAUCGUUGGUUAGAGCGAAUUCACUUGAUUUGGCUUAUUUCAAAUUCCAACAGAUGCCUUCCGAUAAUUGCUUGCCUGAUCGUUUCACAUACAAUGCUCUCAUUCAUGGAGUCUGCAAGCAUGGUAUCGUUGAUGAAGCGCUUCGGUUGUUGAAGCAGAUGGAAAAUUCAGGGUGUUUGCCGAAUGUGUUCACAUACACGAUGCUGGUAGAUGGCUUCUUUAAUGCCAAGAGGGUAGAAGAGGCAUUUCGGGUGAUUGAGACGAUGAGAAAGAGAAAUGUAGCACCUAAUGAAGCCACCUUUCGAUCAUUGAUUCAUGGUGCAUUCCGAUAUUUGGAAUCACGGACGGCAUAUGAGAUUAUAAGUGGGUUCUUAGAAAGAGAAUCAGUGCUGCAAGAACAUGCUUGUAGCACUAUGCUCCAUUGCCUCUCAAAGAAUAAUAUGGCAACUGAGGCUAGGGAGUUCAUGGACAGAAUGAGUGAAAGGGGCUAUUGUAUGGAUACUUUAACUUUUGGUGUAGUUGUGGCUUGCGCCUUGAAGAGCUUGAGAUUGACUGAAGCAUGCAAAAUGUUGGAUGAGUUUGUUAAAAGAGGUGGCAAGCCUGGAUUUAGUACAUACAUCAUUGUCGUCAAGUCUAUGUUGAAGGAAGGACUCAUAAUGGAGGCUGAUCAAUAUCUGAAGCAGAUGAUGGUGGAUGGAUGUCUAUGUAGUGUAGUAUCCUACAAUACAUUGAUCGAUUGCUUUGUUAAAUCCAAAAUGAUGGAUAAGGCGAUGGAAACUUUGGAAAAGAUGCAUGCUAAGGGUUUUCUUCCAAAUCUCAUUACCUUCAAUACACUGAUUACUGGCUUUUCUAAGGCUGGGGAUGUAAAUAUGGCAAGGAAUAUUGUAAAGAUGCUUUUGGAGCAUGGACUUAAGCCUGAUGUUGUUACUUUUAGCACCAUAAUUGAUGGACUUUGUGAGGUGCGUCAAAUGAAUGAUGCUUUUGAUUGUUUUAUCGAGAUGGUAAAAUGGGGUGUCUCCCCAAAUGCCAUCACAUACAAUAUACUAAUCCAUUCUCUUUGUGAAGUUGGUAAUGUACACAAGUCAAUGGUGCUCUUUAAAAGGAUGAAAUCAGAAGGCAUUGUUCCAGACAUUUUUUCUUUUAAUGCCCUCAUUUUGAGUUUCUGUAGGAUGAAAAAGCUUGAGAGAGCACGAAACAUUUUUAAUGAUAUGUUGAGAUUUGGGGUCGUUCCAGAUAUCUAUACUUACAAUGCUUUCAUCAGAGCUUUAUGUGAUGCACGGAAAAUUGAAGAAGCCAAAGAAACUUUACACGUAAUGGAGCUCAAUGGCAUCACUCCAAAUUCUUAUUCAUAUGACUCCAUCGUUGAUUCCCUUCUUUGUAUGGGCCAUUUAACAGAGGCCCAGGAGUUUAUCAGUAAAUGUGAAAGGAAAGGAAUUUAUCUGAGCUCCCCUUCUUCCAUGAAAAUUGAACCUGAAAAUGUUGGCAGAGUUGUCAACAGUUGAGUUUAAUUUAUUCAUACCAUAGCUUUUUGAUGGCAACAGUUCUUUGUUGGUCAUUUUACUUGGACAAGGAGAUGAGUAUUGAUUGGUUCAAGUCUAUUAGAGAUUGCAACAAGAUGCUGUCCUGCUGCCAGCUAUUUUAUUACUUGGCCUCUGCUGUGACACUUUUGCAUAAUUGUAAUGGCCUUUGGAUAUCCUCAUUUUUAGAGAAGUAAUGGUAUGGUGCAUUACCAGAAAAUAUCCUGCAUUUGAUUGAGGGAUGGAGUGUUUUCUGCCUCCAAUUUCAGGCAUAAAUACUUUGCAGGUUUUGUAAUGGCAUUUGGAUAUCCUCAUUACUUGGCCUCAGCUGUACUUUUGCAUAUCUACCCUUUUCAGUGAUUGCAGUUGAGUAAACUAAAUGAAAGCUUGUAUUUGUCUUAUUUGUAUUUAGGAGUGAGGGCACGGUUGCAUAUAAACUUUUAAUGCGGAGGCAAGAACUGUUGGAAACUUGGAUGAUGAUGUUUGAAGGGUCUCUCUCCAUGAAAUCCUGAUAGCGGGCUUCUUCUUUGCCUUUUUUCCAAGGGCCAACUGGUGCUUCGCUGACACACAGUCGUCAAGAACUUGGAUUCUGCCCUUGUGAGGACCCAUCACUCGUUGGCAUUCCUAUAUAUGAACUUUGUUCUCAUGCUUACAUGAAUCCCGACUUGAAAUACAACAUGAUCGAUCUUUGUGACUCAUGAUCUCCCCAUGCAAAAGAUGGAUUCACUGUGCAGCAGGGAAGAAGAGACCUAAGAUGCAACAUGCUACUCGAUACUUGUUCAUUCUGUACCUAUUUUGAUGUCUUGUCGUCGAACACUGAAAUUACAUGCUGUUCUUACACAUACGGAGCUGAAACAGUGUUCGUAUAUGCUUGUAUACAACAUUGAAAGAAAAUUGUUUGAGGUGAUGCAGGAUGUAAUUGUUGGCUGUUGCAUCACUUUCUUAGGUGAUUGCAUUUUUGCCAGUCACUGGACAUGGUUGUCAUGAUUAAUAAGCUUUAUGCUGGUAAACUUUCUUCUUGGUGAUUA
Molecule: messenger RNA, 3332 nt
Organism: Musa acuminata subsp. malaccensis (wild Malaysian banana)
Lineage: Eukaryota; Viridiplantae; Streptophyta; Magnoliopsida; Zingiberales; Musaceae
Source: RefSeq, a predicted model, not a curated record